AUGUCCGCACCACCCAAGCGUUUUGGAUUGAUUGUUAAGCAGAAGGAGGAGCCGAAACGAGCUCCUGUCAGGGUGUCCAGUGUCUUUGGGGAUGAUGACGAUGAUGAAGCGCCAGCCACCGCCACCAACACCUCAUCAGCAUCCGUGAUUCGGAUUCAGAAGGCCGCUGAACGGGAGCAUCAAAAGGCUGAGGCAGAGGAUCCGACGAUUUUCGACUACGAUGGGAAUUACGAUGAGAUUCAGGCGAUUAAGAAUGAGAAGAAAGAAGAAGCUCGAAAAGCGGACAAGAACAAGGAGUCCAAAUACGCAGAAGCAAUUAUCAAGGCGCACGCUCGUCGCCAGCUAGAGCAAUUCUCACGAGAAGAACGUCAACAAAUCAAGGAGCGAGAGAAGGAAGCCGGAGAAUUCGACGACAAGGAGGUGUUCGUGACAGGAGCCUAUCGAAAACAGCAGGAGGAAGUGAAGAAGUACCGGGAGCAGGAGGCUGAAGAAGCGGCGUUCAAUGACAUGACAAGUGUGCAGAAGCAGAAGAUGUGGGAGAUGGGAAUGGGAAGGACUCUUCUGAAUGACCUGGCGAGAGAUCCAACGGCGAUUAAGCAGAGGAAAAUGGAGAAAAAGAAUGUGAGGAAGAGGGAGGAUUCUGGAGAUGAGGAAGAGCAGAAAGAAGACGUUAAGAAGAAGGAGGAGCCGAAAAAGAAAUCAAUCUACGAUACAGAUUCAGAAGACGAUGAGAAGAAGUCUAAGGCUCCAGAAGCGCCGAAAAAGAAUUUCGAAGGAGAACUCAAAGCUGGGCUCAAUCUAGUUACAAAGAAGGCGACAACGCACGCUGAGAGAAUCCGCCAGAGAAAUUUCACACCCACACCUCCUUCAUCAGAUGACGAAGCACCUAAACCAGCUCCACGAGCUGUAGGAGACCAUAGAAGGAGCACGAGCCCGAGAAGAUCUAGAGAUCAUGCUCAGAGAAAUCAAAGAGAAAAAACAAAAUCCAAGUCUCCAGAGCCCCCUAAAGCCCAGAAGACGUCGCUGAAGGAUAAGCUGAAGCCGAAGAGAAUCGAUAAAGCGGCAAGGUUGGACGGGUUGAAGGCGAUUCUAGCGCAACGGAAUACAGAGAAGGACAUCGAGGAGGCCAGGCAGAGAUACUUUGAGAGGAGAGAGCAAGGAUUGGUGGUGCCGCCGUUGUAG
This is a messenger RNA of Caenorhabditis briggsae, 1182 nucleotides long. RefSeq names its product Protein CBR-CCDC-55 (gene Cbr-ccdc-55). The transcript is spliced from 3 exons. The coding region runs from base 1 to 1182 and encodes 393 amino acids. The record is from RefSeq and is a predicted model, not a curated record. NCBI's taxonomy places the organism in Eukaryota, Metazoa, Nematoda, Chromadorea, Rhabditida, Rhabditidae. Gene Ontology annotation, biological process: regulation of alternative mRNA splicing, via spliceosome.